CUGCACCACUGAAGGAUAAUAUUAUCAAUUCCGAAAGAUAAGAUUUUAAUUGGAGAUUGUUCCUCAUAUCUUUUUUCCGUUUGUGAAAGUCGUCUUGUGUUUUUAUAUCUCUUUUAAAAUUUAAAUUAAAUCAGUCACAUGAAACAGUAAAUAAUCCAUGUUUUUACGCAACAUUGUUGCUUACGUGUCGAUGACUAUGGUAAUGUAUAGGAAGGUUCUGCUUAGAUUCUGACUGACAGCUUGAAGUUGAUCGUUAAAGUCCGUGUUAAAAAAUCAUCUUUCACCCGGUGUCGUUCUUCAGUCCUUUUUCUCUAAGCUCUGCUGGUUCGACCUUUCGUGUUGUCCUGUGCAUAUGUACCCACACACACAUACAUUUGCCUCUCUCACUUACCGGCCCUUAACCGGUAUCCCGUUUUUUGCCCUUCAUGCUUCGCCCUUCUUCCACACUUCCCUAUCCCCCUUGCUGGGGUCAUCUAUCUUAGCGGGGGGUUGUGUUGCUCGUAAAAUGAAAAGAAACGAGUGUAAUAAUAAAAUCUGAUUCCUUAACACUUGAAAAGAACGUUUGCCAAGAACCUUUUUUUUCGCCUUUAACGGGCAUGGAUUGGGAUGGCGAGAAGAAUCGGUACACCCGGUACACGAUCGGACCACAAAAGGCAAGACGAAGAAAAAUGGACGAACAGAACAACAAAAGCGAACUCGCGGAGCAAGGAAGCGAGAAGAUGAGGUACAAUCGAAGCAAAGAAUUGAAGCGAGAGAAAAGCGAGAAAAAAGGCCAGACAAAAUAAAACGGCUAAGGGCAUAUAUGCGAGAAGUGAGAAGAAACUCAGAACAACACAAACGAACAGAGAAAAGAACAGUCAAACAGUCAAACGUCAAACCAUCGCCGAACGGGACAGCAAAGAAGUGCUAAAGGAAAAAAAAUAAUAACAGCAAAGCAACAAACAAUAGCAGCAAGCUGAAUAGAAACCAGGAAAACAGAUCCGUGAAAAGCAGCAUAGGGAACGCACAAUGCACGAGGAUGAAGCUUUUGUUGGUAAGAUGAUCGUUGCUUGAUCGUCCGUUUUUCCAUCGUUCCUUUUGCACCGGGUUGCGUUUCGAAUCAUUUUGUAUAGAAUAGUGGGUUGAAGGAAAAAAAAUGAUGAUGGUCCAGCAUUGAAAUGAGAUAAAUAUUACAGUCAAGAUUUUCGGGAUCUCGCCUCGCCCUUGCCGUACGGGAGAAUCCCUUCAGGUGUCUUCGUAAAUCGGAUGAUUUUUUUUUCUCCUCUUGUUCCCUCUUAGCAUCUGACAGUUUUUCUAUUGUGUUUUGAUCGUAUGUUUCGUAUUGUGUGUUGCGUUCCGGGCAGCAGUAAUGGCAGAGCAAUGUGCAGCGGUAACAGGUACCCGCGGAGGGAUGUCUUUCAAUCUUCACACUGCUGGUGGUGUCUUCCUGCUUCUCGAAGGAGCUGCCGGGGGUGUAAAAAAGACAAGCUCUGCUCAAGUGUUUUGAUAUUCGUUUUUCAAGUGAAAUUAAAAUUGAACGGGCAAGAUUUGUUUUUUUUUUGUUUUUGCUGUCUGUCCUUGGAAGAGGUACUGUAUGGCGCGGUAAAGGUAAGGAUAAAUCGUACAUUUAUGGUGCUUACCUGUUCGGUGUCCUGUUUGUUCCUAUUUAGCUUACAUUAAUGGGGUAAUUCCCCGUCUUGAGACGCACCUGUUGUUAAGGGUUCUAUUCCGAAGCUUCUUGCGAGAGGUAAUACAUUACGUUAUAAGCUUAUUGGUCCUAUUAUUUUGUCUAGGGUGAAAAUUUUAUUUCUCAGCUGUUGGAAUUGUGUCAGCGCAGCAACAUACAAAAACUGGAGCCUACAUUUCAAUUGCGCUGCAAAAUGUCGACCGUUUAUCGAGCGCUGGCUGGUAAAAUAAUCAAAUUCCUUUCGUUGACGACGACAGAUCUGAAUUUUCCCCGCCACAGUAUGACAACGCGAUGGCGCACAUACCGACGUUCUGUGUGUUGGAAUUUCGCUGCUUUUCCUUUCGUAAUUCCAAGCCAACGUCAGAAAUGGGAAGGAUGAAAAUGUGUGCAAAAUUAAGACCGAAUGUUUAAUGAAUUGCACUCGCCCAGGGCCAUAGCCCUUCUUCUCACAACCGUCCAACCAAAGGGGUGGAUGUUCAAAAUAUUCAAGUGUGCAAUUUCCUUCGCACGGCAUAACCAAAUCCUCACGGAAAGCGUUUUCCCAUUUCCCCCAUUUGAGUAGCGUUGUCAUGGCAGACAAAUAUAUCAGUAGAAAAUGAUCCCAGACUGGCGGUGUUCGUCUUGGGGAAUGUUAUGCCAAGGGAAAUACCUAGCAAAAGGGAGGAUCAACGCAAAGCCGCUCUCAGACGGAAAAGUGUGUGUGUGAAUGUUUUUUUUUGUUUUUAAAUGAAAAUCUGAAAUCAAAACAAAAACCUAUACAAACGAUAGACCUCACUGUUGGCACAUUUCGACAUAGCAAAAUCCUUGGAUCCAUCUGGCCGGGAUAUAAACGCAAAUAAUCGGAAAACGGUUGGGGGUUAUGGGGUUCGUGACAGUACGGAAAAAGCGGGGAAAAGGUUCGUCUGCGAUGUCGCAUCGGCGCACCUUUCUUUCGGCGAGGAAAGGAACUAUUUUUAAGCAUCUCGACACUCGGUCUGGUGUGGCAGAACCUUAAAGAUGAAGCUGACUAAAAGCCAAACCCCAAUGCUGACCGUCUAGCAACAAAGGGGGGGAUAUGCGUGUGUUUGUGCAUGUGUCGCAAGACGAAUCAUUAACGUCGAUCCGAAGCAGCGUAAUCUAUGUCGUCUGUCGGUAAUCUAUUUUUGCGAAAUACAUAACAAUAUUGUGUCUGCUCUCGUUGUGUCUGCCAUGUACUACUACCGGCCUGCGGUGGAAUGCGUUGUCCCAACCGACCAACAAAAUCGCUCUGUUUUGGUCAGUCUCGAGUUUUUUUUUCUGUGUGUUUUUCUUAUCGCGUUGAGAUCCUACGCAUCUGAAAGUGUCUAUUUUCGAAAACGACAAAAUCAUGACGGAAGUCACCUAUACGGGAAAAAGGGAGCAUUGCAUUGGGAAAGCCAACACCGUUCUUUUCCCUCGCUUAUUCCGGUCUCGUCUCAUCCACAGGGUGCUAUUACAACGUGAUCACCUAGAAACGGGAUAGCUUAUACGGUUAAUGUGUAAUGCCACACAGCGUUGUUAUGAUUAUUUUUCGAAUAAUUUACUACUAUACGAUUAAUAUAAUUGAUUUAUGAUAAGAUUAGAACGAUCGUAUAGCGCAUCUAAUAGAGGUGACAAUCAAGAAAACUGUAACACAAAUAACAUAUUCGUAGUAAGUUUUGAUAAAGCGAGGUUAAUGCUGACGUAAUUUCAAUGUCAAAUGGGUUGCUAUUUAUGUGUACUGGUGCUUAAUGAUUCCCACUUUCUUCCUUAAUUGAGUAAAGUAGAAGGAAGAAGUGUCUAUUAUGAAGGAAAGAACCACUGCAUCUUCAAGUUUACAAAAGGGACAGUGCUGCAAGCAACAUAACAAACAAUUGAUUUUGAUAGAUCGUGAUAAAUAUUUCAUACAUGCUUCCCUUCAUCGUUGAUUUCACAUUAUUUCUCACUUCCAAACCGGGGGAAUAACCCAAACUUAUUUAUCAUGUCAUUGUGCGGGGACAAAGGAAAUGAAACGAAAUACGAAGGGAACCAGAGAAUCCAAAUUCAACGUUUGACACCAAAAAAGCAAAGGAUGUGAGAAUAUGUGCAGAGGGUGUGAAACGCGAGACGGUUUAAAAAUUUAAAUUCUGUCUGGAUCUGGUCACAACUGUUUGGCAGGCGCUGGUGGUGGUGUGCGGUGGUUUGUCAAAACCCUGCCGGCGGGUUUUCCGGUGGGUUCAUUCCAAGAACGUAUCGUUUGCCUUUUACGAUCGUACUCACCACCGUUCCCCGGAUCCCAUCUUUAGAGCCGAUCAUCUGCAGGAGGGAUCUCUGUACGAAAAAAAUGGUAUCAAGUUCGCAUACGAAAGAAAAAGACACAUUUGGAGUGUAGCAUAAAAACGGAAAGAGAGGCCAGAUAAAUGUUUAUGUUUUAUCGUCUUGUAGGAAUCGAGAGAACGUAUUUGUACGGUUAUUAUUUAUCACAGGGAAGCUCAAGUGGUGACAAUACUGGAAACGAUUAUAAAUUUAAGCAAAAGAAUUAAAAUAAUUGCUUCUAUCCGCUUUGUUUAUAAUGUUUUAUGUUUUGGUUUGUUUAAUGUGAAAUUAAUUCAGGGAUUAAACGUACUGAACAAAAGGCAAAAGCAAAAGCAAAAAAUGUUUGAUUUGCAAACAAAUAUCAUUUUGAAUGUUUUAUCAAUUUUACUGAUUCCCUUUUUAGUAUAUUAAGAAGAUUAGAAGAGAUUAGAAUGGAAUAAAGUUUACCGACUGUCUUGAACUGAGAGCUUGAUCACCCCUGAUAUUUACCAUUUUUAUGCUAUUUUAUGCUCUCUGCUUCUAUCGCACGCGAUGCGAUAGAUAGACAGAGGGAGAGAGCGAGAAUAAAAUCUCAGUGCAUACAAAUGGAGCAGAAUAAGGUAGAUGUGUGCGUGAAAGGAAGCGCGAUGUUUCUUUUGCUACUCAAGAGAGCGCGAGAGACUCCAUCUGCGUGCAAGUGUGUGCGUAAUGGGCACGGAGCAAAACAAAAGCAAACGCAUCGAACCGCGGGGUAAAACUGAACAGCCGUGUGACUGUGUUAGUUAGUUCAACUUGAACCACGCGAGCGAGUAGACGUGUACCGAUUUGUGUUCUAUCGAUUUUCGUUCCCAACGCACUUAAAGUGGUGCUGCUUGGGAGUCACUUUUGUUGACAGCCGUGUGUUCAAAGCAGCAACCAAGAAGUGCGCACUUUCCGGGCAGAAUAGUUUCGAAAAGCGGAUGUUUACGGCAGCGGUGCGGCGUUAUUGGCGCUGAGACGCGUUUGCUUUCGACAAAUGGCGGAAAAAGAAACAGUAGCGCGACGAUACGACGAUUGAUCGGGAACCAACCAACACGGCCAUUGAAUAUGCAAAGAGCGGUGCUAUAAAACGUUGUUGUCAUUGUCUAGUAUUUUGACAGCAAGAGAAAUCCGAUAGAAUUCAACAGGCAAAAAGUGGAGGCUGUGCGAUUAGAUCGCACGCAGGAAAAAAAACCACUUGCUAAUGCUCUUUGGACGAAACGAGUUCGAAGCCCCACCGUGAAAUUAGUUGAUUUUCGUUGGUGUGCGAAAAUGUCACGAUUGGGAAAGAUCCUUCGACACGUUGCGAUGUCUAUCGCGGUAGUGGUGGUAGUAGUGUGAUUAGAAAGCAAAGGCAGAAAAAAAGCUGUAUGCGAAUUCUGACAGCUGCGAACGAAUAUUAUUUUGACAGCGUGGGUUGUUUGUUUACCCGUACCCGUUCGGAACGGGAAAUAAAAGUGCAUUCAUUUAAUUCGUUUCGCGUCACAAAUCGACACAGUCCGGGUGGCUGCUGUGGCAAUCGAUUGCCUCGGCUGCAUUUGCGCACUAUUUCCCACUUGUGAUUGGUAUCGGAUGCGGAUUGCUUGAUAGAAUCUUGCGGGUGCAAACCAAAACAUUAGUAAAAAGGAUAUGCCAUUGUUCAUCGGCAUACGUUUUGUCCUGACGAGCUGUGGUAAAGAUUAGAAGACAAGCCAUCGGAAGGUGAUACAAGCAGUGUGUUUUAAUACAGUGCUCUAAGUGUUGUUCGUUUAGAUGAAAGUACCAGCAAAAGGUUCUUUUUGCUUUGUUUGUGACCUGUAAACGAAUUUACUAUAAAGUGUUUUGCGUGUUCGCUUUGAAGUGUACCAUUCGUCCGUGGGUAGAUUGUGCUAAAAUUAUUAACGUGCGAGAAAAUCAGUGCUUAUUUACUCACAUUUCGUGGCACUAGCGACACAGCAAGGUCAAUGUUAUUACACACCCAUCACAAAGGGCCCCGAAUCGAUUGAUCUGAAAGGUGUUUAUGCGUGAUACAGUUCGAGCCGUACGUGAAAAGUUAGCAAAGAAAGUAAAGUGGAGCGUUGCGAAAACCAAACAAAAAAAAAGAACGAAUUUAAAACGUUGUUUUGAAGUGGCAAACGUCACCAGUGAGAAAAACAGGAGCAUAAAAAAAUACAUACGCACGCAUUCUUCAACAUAUUCCUUUGAUUUAAACCCGGCAACAACGGGAGAGGCGUUUCAACACAAAACCUCUGCCGCCCCAUUCUCCACAUCCGCAUCUUCAGCAAAGCAACCACAGACAUGGCGCCGAAAUCGAGAAAAAAGAAGGCAAACGCUCGCAUAUUAACGUGCUACUGCGAAGGGCACUGUCCAGGAAAUGUACAGAAUGGGACGUGCGAAACCCGACCCGGUGGUUCCUGCUUCGCAUCGGUUGAGGCAGUGAUGGAUGAUGAAACGAAACAGCUCGUACCGGAGUGGAGCCAUGGCUGUAUGUCACCGGAACAGGGUGGAGGAUUGUUACAGUGCAAAGUUGGUACAGUGUCUCCGCAACUUCAUGGCAAAAGUAUCGUAUGCUGCGACAACGAGGAUCUAUGCAAUCAGGACCUUAAACCGUACUACAGUCUGCGUACGACGACCACGACCGAACCGCCCCUAGUGAACACGAACAGUAUACCACUGUUUGCGCUCAUCAUUUCGAUUGUCCUGUGUUUAGCCGGGUUAAUUCUGCUGAUUGGUGGCAUCUACUGCGUUUACCGAAGGCGCGAAAAGCGAAAACCGGCCUACCUGAUGAACUCACUGUACAACACCACCAACGGCCAUCUGCCGAUAGCGGAUCUGGUAGAGCAAACGAGUGGCAGCGGAUCCGGGUUGCCCCUGCUGGUACAGCGCACCAUCGCGAAACAGAUCCAGAUGGUUCAUUCGGUCGGCAAGGGACGGUACGGUGAGGUGUGGCUAGCCAAGUGGCGCGACGAGAAGGUGGCGGUAAAGAUUUUCUUCACCACCGAGGAAGCGUCCUGGUUCCGGGAGACCGAAAUCUACCAGACCGUACUAAUGCGCAACGAAAACAUUCUCGGGUUCAUCGCGGCCGACAUCAAAGGGACGGGCUCGUGGACGCAGAUGCUGCUAAUAACGGACUAUCACGAGCUGGGCUCACUGCAUGACUACCUCCAGAAGCGUGUCCUCAAUCCGCACAUGCUGAAAACGCUUGCCCUCUCGCUAGCGUCCGGUGUGGCCCAUCUGCACACGGAAAUCUUCGGCACACCGGGCAAACCAUCGAUCGCACACCGUGACAUCAAAAGCAAAAACAUACUGGUGAAGCGUAACGGCCAGUGUGCAAUUGCGGACUUUGGCCUGGCAGUAAAAUACACGAGCGAGUCGGACGAGAUACAGAUUGCGCCGAAUUCGCGCGUCGGCACACGCCGGUACAUGGCACCGGAGGUGCUGAGCGAAACGCUCGAUCUGAAGGUGUUCGAAGGGUUCAAAAUGGCGGACAUGUACUCGGUUGGGCUUGUGUUCUGGGAGAUGGCACGGCGCUGCAUAACGACCGUGCGGGGUGCGAAGAACACGACCACGUGCGAGGAUUACGCACUACCGUACCAGGAUGUGGUACCGUCCGAUCCGAGCUUCGAGGAUAUGUAUGCGGUCGUGUGCGUGAAGGGUGUCCGGCCGCCCAUCCCGCAACGGUGGCAGGACGAGGACAUUCUCGUAGUAUUAUCGAAGAUUAUGCAGGAAUGUUGGCACCCGAGCCCGGCCGUACGGUUAACGGCGCUGCGGGUAAAGAAAACGCUCGUCAAGCUUGAGACGGACUGUACGAUUAAGAUAGUGUAAGGGAGAUCGCAAACCGGAGGAAAGCGAGAGAUAAAGAGAGGUAGAAAGAGAGAGAGUAGAGGUUAGGAUGCGUUUCCUUUUUAAGAGCCUUAUUUAUUCGUCGCCAUGCCGUUGUGAAGCCGCGUAAACCGUGGAGAGUGAUGAGUGCAAUGCUAGUUUUGUAAAUAUGUCCAUACGCCCUUUUUCCCCACACAUUUUGUUCAUUAAUAUCCUGUCCCCCGUUGCCUUGUAGUUUGGUUGUCCUCUUCCAUUUCACUUUUGCGUUGGCCGUAUCCGGUACGAAAGAGAACAAAGGGAUACGUGCACGUCGCUCUCCCAAAUCAAUCCUCUGCCACAGGAUAACACGGUUCACGCGUCGGCGAACUCUCUGUGUUUUUGUAUUUGCCAUAAUUUAAACAGUAAGGUGUAUAAGAUUUAAGCAACAGAAAUAGUUUAGUGACUAGUAGCUACAGGGACAUUUGUUUCGUUUGCUUCCAUGAGACGCUUUAAAUUAGCUUUCGUUUUAAUUUUCUUUACUAGAAAAUGACACAACGAGCAAGCAAGCAAGCAAGCUAGUUUGGCAGGUGUAUCUACCUGUCAUGCUUGUGUGUGUGUGUGUGUGUGUUUGUCCCUUCAUGUGAAGGAAUGAACGAAAAACAGUCCACCAAACGGGAUUCUCAAACGUUUGUAGAUCAAGUUGAUUUUUAGAAGGCACAUACAAUAAGGUAAAGACAUACGUGUUUGCGCGUGAGCAAUUGUUAAUACAAGGCACAACAUUCAUUAACGCCCCUUUGUUUCCCACUGCAGUCCAUUCAGUUAUGUUUAUUCCCUCCCAGCAACUUUCUUUUCCCAACCGUUGAGAAACGGGGGCUUUUAGUUUGUUAAGCAUGUGAGAGUUUCCACAAUUGUACAUAGCUUAAGUGCGAUGCAAUCCUAAGGUGAACAAAUUUUACACGCGUGUAAGCCGUACACGUCUUGCGAGACUCUUCGUUUUUGAUAAGAGUCGUCCGUUUUGUUUUUAAGAAAUUAGUUAUUGUAAUGUUUAAUUGGUAGGAUCAAAACAAAGCCAUCAUAUAUUAUGUUCUCUCUGCACGUGCCCUUACUCGUACCUUAUUCGUUUUUGCUCUUGUGUUUUGAUCACGUGGCAACAAAACCACCAACCCGGUGCACGAAAUUGUAAGCAAGGAAACCAAGUAUGCGUGUGUACGUGUGUGUUUGAGUUAUGUAGAAUUUAUGAACGUGUUAGCAGAGUUUUGUUUUUGGUACAACUGUGUAAGUAGGUUCUAUUUCUUUAAACAAAAAUCAUUGUAAUGUAGUGAAAUAAACAAACAAUACAAUUCGAACAUUAA
Molecule: messenger RNA, 9066 nt
Organism: Anopheles funestus (African malaria mosquito)
Lineage: Eukaryota; Metazoa; Arthropoda; Insecta; Diptera; Culicidae
Gene: tkv
Product: bone morphogenetic protein receptor type-1B
Exons: 3
Coding region: 6212-7738 (508 amino acids)
Biological process (GO): protein phosphorylation; cellular response to growth factor stimulus; BMP signaling pathway
Cellular component (GO): signaling receptor complex; plasma membrane
Molecular function (GO): ATP binding; transforming growth factor beta receptor activity, type I; SMAD binding
Source: RefSeq, a predicted model, not a curated record